CAUGUCCCGCGGGCUCACGUAAGCUCCCGGAAGUGCUGGCUGCUAAACGGAGGAUGAGGUGGCGAGGGCUGCGGCUAGCCGUGGAGCGCGGGACUGGCACAGGGCUGAGUGUGUGCUCCUGGCGCGUGGGACCCUGCAAGCUGGCGCCCAGGCAGAAAGAAUGAUGUGACUCGUACCCUGUGCAGCCGUGCCGGAGGGUCCCGAGGGCCAUGGCCUUGCCCGGCUUGCUUCAGAGAGGACGUCUGCUCACUCGCUUCAGCCAUCACCACGUCGUUGUGUUCCUGCUCACCUUCUUCAGUUAUUCAUUGCUCCAUGCUUCAAGAAAAACAUUUAGCAAUGUCAAGGUCAGCAUUUCCAAGCAGUGGACCCCAAGUGUUUGGAACACAUCUGCAGAGCUGCCCGUGGAGAUCUGGAGCAGCAACCGGCUAUUUCCCACCACAGAAGAUGCCACACUCUUUCUUGGAACACUAGAUACCAUUUUUCUCUUCUCCUAUGCUGUGGGUCUGUUCAUCAGUGGCAUCGUUGGAGACCGGCUGAACUUGAGAUGGGUGCUGUCUUUUGGCAUGUGCUCAUCUGCAUUAGUGGUGUUUGUCUUUGGCACGCUCACAGAAUGGCUGCAUUUCUACAACAAAUGGUUCUACUGUGUCCUGUGGAUCGUGAAUGGCCUGCUGCAGUCCACCGGCUGGCCCUGUGUGGUGGCUGUGAUGGGCAACUGGUUUGGCAAAGCUGGCCGAGGUGUGGUCUUCGGUCUCUGGAGUGCCUGUGCCUCUGUGGGCAACAUACUGGGAGCCUGCCUUGCCUCCUCUGUCCUGCAGUAUGGCUAUGAGUACGCCUUUCUGGUGACAGCAUCUGUGCAGUUUGCUGGCGGGAUCGUCAUCUUCUUUGGACUCCUGGUAUCACCAGAGGAGAUCGGUCUUCCAGGUACUGAAGGAGAAGACAACCUUGAAGAAGACUCCCACAGGCCAUUAAUUGAUGCUGAAAAUGAAGAUGAAUAUGAGCCUAAUUAUUCCAUCCAGGAGGCUAGUGCUGUUGCCCAAGUGAAGGCCAUAAGCUUUGGCCAGGCCUGCUGCUUGCCAGGUGUUAUCCCGUACUCCCUGGCCUAUGCUUGCCUGAAGCUGGUGAAUUACUCCUUCUUCUUCUGGCUGCCCUUCUACCUGAGUAACAACUUUGGCUGGAAGGAGGCUGAAGCCGACAAGUUGUCCAUCUGGUACGAUGUUGGCGGAAUCAUAGGUGGGACCCUGCAAGGCUUCAUCUCUGACGUCCUGCAGAAGAGAGCGCCAGUGCUGGCCCUCAGCCUGCUCCUGGCAGUCGGCUCCCUCGUGGGGUACAGCCGGUCUCCCAACAACAAAUCCAUCAACGCACUCCUGAUGACGGUGACAGGAUUUUUUAUUGGUGGUCCUUCUAACAUGAUCAGCUCGGCCAUUUCUGCAGACCUGGGUCGCCAGGAGCUGAUCCAAGGCAGCAGCGAAGCCUUGGCAACUGUCACGGGGAUUGUGGAUGGGACCGGGAGCAUCGGUGCCGCGGUGGGCCAGUAUUUGGUGUCUUUGAUCCAGGACAACCUAGGCUGGAUGUGGGUUUUCUACUUUUUCAUUCUCAUGACGAGCUGUACGAUUCUGUUUAUCUCCCCGCUGAUCGCAAGGGAGGUGGCUGCUCUGACGCAGCGGAGACAAGCUCACGUAUUGGGCGAGUGACUGGUGCUCAUGAGAAGCAAACAGCAGAGGGACACACGAGGACUGUUAGGUAUUGGCUGUCUCCGUGCCACCCUAACCUCAGCAUAGGAGGCCUUAGCACUGCUGGCCACCCAGGACCCCCGUCACAGGGAAGCUGUGCUGGGUUUUCUACACUACGGAAUUAGUGUGCUGACUUCAUUGUUUUCUGAAUGUACUGAGUGGGGUCAAAGCCACCAGCAUCUUCAUUUGGCCUACUGGGUCUGUCCUUUAACCUUAAUUGUCCCGGCCUUGGACCGCUGUUUACCAGGAUUUGAGGGGACAGGUGACAGUGUUUGCUUGAAUAAUGUAUUCACGGAGAGCAGCUCACCUCUGAAGCAUUGAUCACAGUGCAGACAGGGCUCCAGCAGACGGAGCCGUGAGCCUGCCUGGGACAAAGAAGGCCUUACUUCGAGGUGCAUCCUGGUCUCCAAGGCAACUGCUCCUGACCAAACACAGCUUCGCAUGAUCGCCAACAUGUUCUCCUCUGACAUUGUUCUCGGUGACUUUGGCUCCUGGAGUGUUUAGUCUUUGUGACAUUUAGCAUUGUUGUGACCAUUCCAAUAUGUGGCCUUGAUUCCAGAUUUGUGGCCUGGGCUCUGCGGGGUCCUCUGGGAGGUAAUCCACGCGAGUUCCUCUUUAGGGAGGAUGGAUCUCUGUCACAGUGGGUUCUGGGGUCACUACAGCAGAAUGCUGAAUUAGAGAAAAGGGAGAGAUCUGUUGCCCCAGAGGUAUGAAGUGACAAGUCACUUUGGUGUUCCUAGGGUCAGAGAAAGGUCUUUUCAAGGCGUCAAGUAUCCGUGUAUAAGGCUGUGAAUUUACUUCAGUCAAUGUGUUAAGGUCAUGCUGUAUGUAUAUUUAAAUCAUGUAAACAAAUAGGAAAAUGUGCAAUGAGGGAUGUGUUGGGUUAGAGGAUAGUUUUUUCAGUCUCUUGAACCUUAUUCUCCAAAAUGUGGUUUGUUAUUGAACUUGUUAAUGUUAUUUAAUCAUGCAGGUUUCUGGUCACUUUAUCCAUCAUUUACUGACAUAAAGGGAAAACAUGAAACACAGGAAAGGAAACACUAACUUUUGUAAUAAGUAGCCCUCUGUUUGGUUAUUUAAUCUCUGCCACAGGCUUUGCGUUGUAUUUGUUUGUUUCCAUUGUGGUGGAGGCUGGACCGAGGCCUGGCGUGUGCUGAGCUGGCCCCAUGCCGAGCUCUGCCUUUGAGACUCUGAUUGGUGCCUUUCCCCCCAGGCAGUGAGUGUCGCUAAGUCAUGGGCCCCAGCCCCACAGCCUUACCAGCUGACCCCACUGUAAGCCCGGUUCCUGGGCUCCACGGAGAGGGACCCUUGUCCUGGCUGGAAGUCAGCGCAUCCAGACCUGGGAUGAGCUGAGCACCUGGGCUUUAAGAUCUGUCUAGGCCACUGGGGGCAAACCCGUGUGUGCUGCCGCCAGCAGUUUGUAUCAGUGGCCACUCUAGAAGAUUCACCAUCACUGCUCUCGGUGAUUCUGUUGGUGCCAUGUGCCUCCGUUUCCUGGACCCCUCAUCACCAGCAAGGAUGAUUUUUUUUUUUCCUCAGCCAGGACAGCUGUGGGAGUGAGUGCUCCCUGGAGCACUCUGCCCAUAGCUGUUUCUGAGGUGGAACUAGAAAUAAAUCCUCAGCACUGGACAGAAUGGAAUACAGCUUCGUGGAUGGAUUUCCGGUCCUCAUUCUGACCGUCCACUUAGGAAUUAACUUCAGCAGACACCGAAAGGUCAACCUCUCCUUUUCAUCGUUUCCCUUUAAGAAGAGGCUGUACCGAAAGCCCAUUUGAAAAUGUGUCCUCUGUCAAUUGAAAUAAUGAGAAAAUGUGAAGUGUAGUGGGAGGCUUUUAUAUAUGAAAUAAAGGAUUAUUGGAUGUGAAAAAUUGCCUUUCAAGUUUCUAAAAGUAGAGACUUCCGGGAGAACAUGGCGGACAGAUAACAGCAACUACCGGAGGCUCUCUGAAAGACUCGGCUCAGAAGCCAGGAAUGGUGCGGACUAAGGAGACAUAAGCAGGUGGAGAUAUGCUCUGCUGACUCAGGAACGAACUGGGCUGAGAGAAACCAACUUGGAAUGCAGUCCUGGUGCUAAAACAUGAAGAGAAAAGCCUCGGUGUGGAGGCUGGACCCCGCGCCAUUGUAAGCCGCGAUUUGGGUUUCCCGCCGCGUGGCGGCUGGCUGCCUCUACAGUGGCUCGGCAAGGAGAGAGACACACAGAAGCUCUGAGAACGGCAAUCUGCGAACGGCAGGGAGGCGUGCACUGACUUGUGGUGAGGUGAGUGAGAGAAACUGACACUCUACCACAGUUUGACUCCAGCAGAGGACUUUCUGGGCCCAAGCAGUCCUGCGGGAGCAGGGCGCUGUGGCGACUCCAGCCACACAACCCCCUCUCAGGCGGGAUUGGUGAAAAGUGCCUGGCCUGCGUGACGCUGCCCUCGGACCUGGUAGACUGUCCCAACCCAGAUCCCAGAGCCUGACGGUGGCCGGGAGGGGAGACGCGUAGGCUGCCUGGUCCGUAACUCCCUGGUGCGCAGCGGUGAGCGGGAACACCUAACUGGCGCAAUUCGAUCAGGCUGUGGCUGACUGGGAGAGAAGCUGGGCCUCUUAUAUAAGCUUGCAUAUAUAAGGAACAGAGAAGAAGAGGCAGCAUGGGAAAAGGCAGCAACAAGAAAGGCUCCUCGGCCCCCAAUUCUGAGAAACAGGCAAUUGCAGACACCGCACCAAUAUACAUAAGGCACCAUAUAGAGAGCCUCAUAGACCAAUUCAGGAAUGAAGUUAUCAACGACCUGAAGCUAGAAGUAGGCAGAAUAGUUAGAGAAAUGCUAAGUACCACCCAAGAAAAAACAGGUGGUGGAAUGAAAGAACAGAAAAAAAGGGGAGAAUUGUUUGAUGGAGAAAACAGAGAAAGCAUAGAAUACGUGAAGCAGGUUCAAAGGCACUACCAAGAUACUAAGAAGUCUAUAGAAGACUGGCAUAACAGCUUGAAAGAAACUAAGGACAGACUAUCUGAACUGGAGGGCAGAUUUGUAAUAUGGGAGAAUGAAAUGAAAAACUUCUUAAAAAUAACAAAGAAACAAACAGCAAUAAUACAAAGACAAGAAGAUGAUAAGAGGAUCCAUAACUUAAGGAUUAAGAACAUAAAAGAAGAAGUAGGGACACAAACAAGUGAACUACAAAAGCUACUCACAGAAAUAAUCCAGGAGAAUUUUCCUAAUUUAGCAAAAGGUAAAGAUACUCAGAUAUAUGAGGCAUACAGGACCCCAGCCACCUACAACCCAAACAGAGCAACACCCAGGCAUAUAAUAAUAAAAAUUCCAGAAAUUCAAUACAAGAACAGAAUAUUAAAAGCUGUAAGAGACAAGAAACAGACCACUUACAAGGGAACACCCAUCAGAAUUACAGCAGAUUUCUCGGCACAAACCAUCAAAUCACGAAGAGCGUGGGGGGAAAUAAUUCAAGCUUUGAAAGAUAAUAAUCUCCAGCCAAGAUUGAGAUAUCCUGCACAACUGUCCCUGGAAAUUGAUGGAAAAACAAGGUGCUUCCAGGAUAAAGAGGAACUGGGGGAAUUUGCAACCACCAAUUCAACUCUAAAGAGAGUUUUGCAGGAUAUUCUAAAAAAAGAAAAAUACAAAGAAUCCAGAAAUAAUAGCAGAGAGGCCACAACGAAUGGAGCAGAGAACAAAAUGAAGAAGACAAACUGACAGCUACUGACAGAAAAAGAGCUCAACAGAAAUGAGGCAGAGAAGAUUGGAUGAUAGGAACAGCUAUUUUGGAGAAAAUGACAUCUUAAUAGGUAAUACUGAUUUAGUAUCAUCUUGUUUUGAAGUCUCAUCUAGCUUUUGUCCUUCUGUCUCCAAUGGUCUAAAUAGGCUGUAUCUUAUUGGAUUUUAUUAUGUACGAUAGUAUAAGCAAAAACCUUUUAAAGACAAGGAGAUUAUACAGAAACCAUUGUUCAUUUUCUGUUAGUCGAUUCUAAAUACUCUGUAAUGCUGUCAUUCUCUUGAAUGGUUUUACAUUGUUUUGAUAUACUUAAUGCUACAGUAUACGAAGUUGUACUCAAGGAUUUCAAAGAAAGAGACAAUAUGGUAACUACUUUUAGGUUAGGAUUAUCUGGUGGUGAAACACUAUUCUGCUUAAAUGGUUAUGUUUUGAUCUGCGCUGUUUCAUUGUUAUGCCCUCUUUUAUCUCAAUCUCCACUCCAUUAUUUACUUUUUUAUCUUUAUCCUUUUAAUUAAAGGAAAAAAAUAGCAGGAUAUAUUAUAGUAACCCACUUUGACUUUUCGUUACCUUGAUUUAAAGCCCUGUAUUAGUCUCACCAUCUGGUUUUUAACUGAUGUUCCCCUAUUCUGUUUUGCUGGAUAGUAUCAGGUUCGAAAGUUUAGGCAUCAGCUGUAAAGAUAAUGAGAUUCAUUAUGACGCCCAUUCUUGUUGACUUUUAUCUACUUUUGAAGACCUACAAUGUCUCCAAUGUUUUGGUUUUGUUGGUUUCGUUCUUUACUGUUUUGUUCAAUUUUAUUAUAACUGAUGAUAUAGGCAAUUCUAUUAGAGAUAGCGGGAGGCAUUAUGGUAACCAUUGUUGAUCACCUUGUAUUAUGUUUUUACAUUAUCUAUUAUGUCCACCCUUUUGACUUGACCGAGUCUGUUCUCUUAUGUCACAUUUGGUUUUACUCUCUUCCAAAAAAGUAAUAAGAACCGUGGGAGCAAUGAAACCCAAAAUGUGUAAUAGUCAUGGUACAAAAGAGAGGAAAAGAAAGUGCUCCAAACUAUAUAACUGCAUGUAUAUUUAAGUGUAUAAGAUAGAAAAUGAUAUCACAGAGUUUUAUUGGAUCAGUGAACAGAACUGUUUGCAGUAUCAUUGAUGGAAUGUCCACUUUACAAGCUUUAAUUUUGUGACUUGAACAAUUAUUUCUAAGAUGACAAUAUGUAAUCCAUUAACUAGUGAUUUCCUACUGUUCAUUUUUUUUCUGUAAAUCUGUAUAACUUGUACCCUUUCCCUGCUUUUUUUUUUUUCUUUUCUCCUUAAAUAAAAUUAAAAAAAAAAAAAAGAGAAAUGGGUGAAGGAGGGAGGAGAGGACGACAUAAGGGACUCAGCCUUUGGCUGAGAAAGCUGCAGGAUUUGGUGUGUGAGAUAUAGGGGAUAGGCUUAGGAGCUGCCUCCUAAGUGUGGGAAGAGGGAGGGAUCCUGGAGGAGCAGAGUGAGUGAAGGACACAUCCUUCCUAAAGAUGGAGAGUUUCUGCCAACUUGCUGCCAUUGCGAUAAAAGCGUAAAUAAAAGAUUAGCUUUUUGGUUUUGGGUAGCCUUUUGAAACAGGCACCCCAGAGGUGUGUUUAUUGGGGGACAGGAAAAAAUAUUUCCCAUGAUCCAAUCACAGUAAAGUGAGCUAAGGGACGUGACCCAAAGCAGACCAGAUCGUCACCUGGCCUUUUAGACCGACGGCAAUCAGUUCCAACUCGUGUCUGUAUAGCCACCACUAAAAGCACAAGUGGAGUCCUGGUAGAUUAAAGUAUUGGCUCUGCUCUGGGCUGCCCAAGGGAUGUGAGAACUGCUACCCCAGACCAGGGACAGAAGGAAGAUCCGGCAUGGGGCCUGGCCCACCAUGAAGUAAUCCUCAGACAGAAUUAGACCAGUGUUGUUUGUAAACCAGCAGCGACAAGUUGAGCAGCUCCUGCAUAUUGAGAAAUGAGGAAUUAAUCCAGGAGGCGAUCCAGUUCAUGAAUCGGCAGGGGAACUCAAACUGGGAAGACCCCAGGAGUCACUCGCCCGCUGUUCCGGUUGGGGAACCAACUAAUAGAAUUUUUGGGUAAAAAGAUACAAAUAUGAAAUAAAAGUGGCCUUUAUUUUGAGAACGCAGAGAACCCCACGAUCACUGAAGUCUGGCUUAUCUCUCUACCAGACACAUGGUGUGGGGGGCAUACAUAUAGCUUUGGUUUGGGGUGAUGGUAAGGGGCAUUACUGAUGUACAAGUAGCCCAUUGGAAUUCGUUUCGCACCACAGGCAAAUUGCCUAGGGGCCAGGAAGAUGACCUCAAGAUAAAGCCCCUUGGUUCCGUCUCCGAGGUUCUUAAGGCUGCAGUGUCCAGGGCAAAAUCCUUUCACAUAGAAUACAAAUUAAUCAGUUUCAGUUUGACAUUUCCAUACAUACAUAUGUUAUAUUUUGAUCAUGUGCAUGUGAGGUUUAUUAGCCUGCCUUACUAUAUUUUGGAUCUCUUUCCAUAUUAAUAAAUGUAUAUCUUCAGCAA
Cavia porcellus (domestic guinea pig) is the source of this 7947-nucleotide messenger RNA. It is a transcript of the gene Slc37a3, whose product is annotated as solute carrier family 37 member 3. The transcript has 15 exons. Gene Ontology annotation, biological process: transmembrane transport. Gene Ontology annotation, cellular component: endoplasmic reticulum membrane. The record is from RefSeq and is a predicted model, not a curated record. Bases 210 to 1691 code for a protein of 493 amino acids. NCBI's taxonomy places the organism in Eukaryota, Metazoa, Chordata, Mammalia, Rodentia, Caviidae. Gene Ontology annotation, molecular function: transmembrane transporter activity.